GCGAAAUAAGUAGAUUGUAUAGAUAGUGUAAGUAAGUGCAAGUAGGUGCGUUACUGAAAUAUAUUUUCCGGUGACUAGUUUUCAACUAUUCUUGGGCUGCAUUGUUCGAAAUUAAGGGUCAAUGAGCCAAGAUCAAUUUAGGUAUGGCAUGGGUUAUGAAUUCAAAUCCCAUUCACAGUACGUUUUCCUCAUUAUUUGUGCAAAAUGGAGACGAUAUUAUCAUCAGCGAGGAUUGUUUGGCUAUACUAGAGGAAAUUCUACGUAAGCUAGCUUCAGAAGAUUGUUCCUUAAGGACAUUUCGGAGGGCAAUUGGUUUUGGACAGAAUAUCAGAAAAAACCUCAUCCCACUGUUGAUCCAUGUCAAAAACGAUGCUAAAAUCACUGAUUCCACAAAAAUCAUUGACACUAUCAUUAAAAUUCUAGUUAACCUUACGAUACCAGUUGAAUACCUUGUGUCUGUCGAAGUGAGGUCCAACACAGAUGUGGAGAAGCAUACAAUAUUUGAACUCAACAAACUGUUAACAUCCAGCAAAGAAGUUUUUGCUGAAAGCAAAAGUACCAAGGCAGUUGUUGAUCAUAUGAAGUUUAUAGUGGAGUCGGACUCACAGCUAAAUUUAGAGCAAUGUGAUAACAUUAACAACUGUUUAUUACUCCUAAGAAAUAUUCUUCAUAUUCCUGAAAAUCGAGAACCAUCUUCGAAUGGAUUUAGCCACACCAGUAUGCAGAAUCAAAUUAUGUGGAAUUUGUUUACGCAAAGUAUUGACAAAAUCAUCAUUUACCUAAUGUCGUGUUCUCAGAGGGUUUAUUGGGGCGUAACAUUAGUUCAGCUAAUCGCUCUGAUGUACAAAGACCAGCAUGUGGGAACUCUUCAGAAACUGCUCAAUCUUUGGCUGGAAGCUUGUUACAGUGACAGUUCUGAGGACAACGAAAGUAAUACUUCGCCACCUGACCAAGGUAGCGAUGAUUCAUCGCCAGUCAUAACAUCAGAUCCUACCUCUGAUUCCAGUGAUACUGGAAGCAAUGGUCGAAAUAAAUCGAGCAACAACAAUACCAAUAACAGGGUCACUAUAGAUAGAAGUAAAAAUACUUCUGAGACUAUUAGAACUUCACAAACAAGAAACAAAAAUAUCAAUACAGUAAAGAGAAAUAAAAGUACUGAAACAGAAACUAGUACAAGCAGUGGAGUAUCAUCAAUGGGACACAGUACUGAGUCCAACGAUGGUACUCUUCAAUCUACUCAAAGUCAACAAGCGCUACAAAACUCAAAAAGGUCUUCCAUCUGUCAGUCAAAUCAAAGUGAAAUAUCCGAUUGUGGAUAUGUAACACAAAUGGAAAAUCAGGAAUCAAUUUCAACCUCAAGUAAUGAAGAUGAUCAACCUCAUCAAAAACCAGUACAUCAAAAGCCACCUAUUUUUCAAAAGACUCGGUAUAACAGUAGCAAGAAUAGAACUACAACUACUUUAGAUAAAAAGGAGCUGAGAAGAAAGAAGCUUGUAAAAAGAAGAAAAACCAACAUUAUCAACAUGAAGGGACUUAUUCAUCAUCUUCCUACAGACGAAGAUAUCGCAAACAUUCUGAAAGAAUUUACAGUAGAUUUUCUUUUAAAAGGUUAUGGUACUUUGGUCAAUGAUCUACACACGGAACUGAUAUCAAAUAUUCACAUACAGAUAGAUACUUCUCACUUUUUCUGGCUAGUAACAUAUUUUUUAAAGUUUGCAGUUCAGCUUGAACUAGAUCCUGAGCAUAUCAGCCCAGUCUUGAGCUAUCGUAUUUUGUCCUAUUUGGUUUUUCAAGGUAUUUGGGUUUGCGAAGAGUUAGAAAUUAGUUAUACAAAACCUGAUUAUGAUCUCAAACCGUGUCUUAGGAGAUUACAUUUGGUUGUCACUGCCAUUCGAGAAUUCCUUCAGGGAGUCGAAGCUUAUCAAAAGAUGAUUCAUCUUAGUGAUAACGACAAGGACCAUUUAGCAAAAUUACAAGCUCAAAUAGUCAAACUAAAAGACCUCAAAAUGUUGUUUGUUCUGUUAUUGAGACAUUAUAAAGUGAAUUUACAAAGUAAACAGUAUUUACAAGAUCUCAUUUUGACAAAUCACAAUUUUUUUCUAUUUCUGGAUAACGCUUCCACCACGCCAAAACAUAAUUUGAGUAUGAUGGACCAUUUGAAGAAUUUUGCAACAGUUGAAAUCAUGCGCCAGUAUGGAAUUUUGUUGGAGAACUUCAAGCAAAAUGGCGAAUUUAUAAAUAAUUGUAUUUUUACAAUGAUGCACCAUAUGGGCGGUGACCUUAACCAUGUGGAGACAUUGUUUCAACCAAGUAUCCUUAAGACAUUUUCACAAAUUUGGGAAACCGAUUACGAGAUAUGUGAUGACUGGUCGGACCUCAUAGAAUACGUCAUUCAUAAAUUUAUAAACACCCCUGGCACCCAUUGUGUCGAGAACACCAGCAACCAAGUACAUUUAGACAGUGAUAAUAAUUCUAAAUCUGAAAAAACUCCUUCCGAGUAUAGCUCUCUCGAUGAAAUACUAAUGUUAUUUAGGUGGACUAAAGAAGAGAAAGAUAAUCUUCUAAAGUAUUACAAUAAAAACAAAGAAUCCUCGGACACGAUUACCAAAAUCAUUGAAAGCUACGAAGCAGGUGGAUUCAAGUUUAAAUCUCAAAUAUCGAUUAUAGAGGAACUUCUAGAACAAAAUAUUAUCAGCGAAAACGAGUAUAAUGAUUUGAGGAGACAGCAUAGAAUCGAGAGGAUAGAUUCUUUAUCUGAAGAUGAAGAAACCAAAGAUAUAAUGGAGGAUGAGUUAGGGUGCGAUGAUAGUUUAAUUGACAGUGACACGAAGGUUAUUAAGGAGUAUUUGUACAAAGAAAAUAAAGGGAAAUUUUUGAUUUGGCUGCAGGAGGUCUUACUGGAGGUUUGCUAUGUUAAGUUAGUUCUUGGAAAUCCCGAAGAGUUCAAGGGGAAUGAAAAUUUAUUAGAACCGACAGUAUAUAAUUUCGCAUUAUCUAAUCUGCCUAUUCCACUGAUCCCAUGGACUGUCGAUCAAGCCAAUAUUUUGAAACAUCAGCCUUUUAUACUGCUACUGCACAAACUUGGAUUCUACUUACCUGCCGACACCGGAAAAAUCUUCGUUCGGAUACCAAACUUCUGGACUCCGGAUUACGUAUUCAGAAUAGCACAACUGUUGGGACCAAUAAACAAAGAUAAGCUUAAAUUUGAUGUUGAUCUACUAAAAGGAAUAGAGAACUGCAAUGCCUUUGAGAUAAAACCACACGUAUCUGCCACUUUCUUUGAUCCUGGAAGAUUUUCUAUUCCAGAUCUGAAAUUAACACCAUCUGUUGUUCGUUACACACCAUUCACUAGCCAGCUCUCAAUCGCAAUUCCCGACAACGAGAUAAUAUCUUGCAACAUUCCACCACCCGAGCUAACCAUUGUUAGCAUAUCUAAUGGGCGCCCAGCAAGAAGCUCAGUGGAAAUGGAAUGUUCACCAAUUCACGCAACUGACAGUGACUUAGUGCUCAGCGAUGAAAGAAACAGUCACUGUGAUACAGCCUCCGUGGCAUCAGACUUAACCAGGAUGUGUGUGAGUGACGAGGAUGAUAAAGUAGUACUGGUUUUGGAAGGUACUGACAAAAUUGCGUGAUUUGUUUUCAUUAGGUUCUAGGUGAAUAUUUUUAUGUGUAAAAAAAAGUUGUAAAGUAUUUUAAUUUGGGUAUCAACUCCAAGACAUACGGGUAUUACUAAAUUAAUCAAGAAUUAGAUUUAUAAAAUAGUUUUUUAUAAGUAAAGCCUAUAUUUAUAGGCCAUUUUAACAGUCCAUGUGCCAUUGCUAAGAUCAUCGCACAUACAUUCAUUCCAGUUGAAGAUUACUAUACAGAGUUAUUAUAAUACUCGUCCAGUGUAGCAAAACCUGAAGCCUAUGAUAUGAAACGAAGAAUACUAAAUGUAAGAUCUGAAACACUACCAGAAAUUACUAACGAGGAAGUUAGUAAUUUCUGGUAGUGUUUCAGCGUUAGUAAUUUCUGGUAGUGUUUCAGAUAAGUUAACUGCCUUAAAACAGAUGAAAAAUGGAAAAACUCCUGGAGACGAUGGAAUAACAAAGGAGAUAAUUACAGCUGGAGGUCAAACAACUUUGGAGGCAGUUAAAAUCUUAAUGAACAAGUAUCUCUUUAGGGGUGCUAUUCCAACCUCUUGGCAAAAUGUACUGGAAUACAAUAAACCACUAUCUUUAAUAGUUGUGGAUUAUGAAACGGCUCCGAAACCUUUGUCAAUGGACUGGCUUAUCAGCAGAUGAAUCGUUACAUGCCGCGCAAAAUUGAGAACAAUAUCGGCAAAUUGUCGUUGAAACUAGCCACGACUCAAAUUUGGGCACGGUACCUACUUAAAGAACAAGAAUGAAACAGCCUUUAAUAGCAUAAAUCAACAAUGUUGGAAGCCUUGACAGAAUGCCAAAAUGACUAUUUGUAUAUAAAUAUAAUUAAACACAUAUACCAACAUGCAACAGCUAGUGUUAGAGUGGGUGAUCGUGAAACUCAGAAAUUCCCGAUACAACGUGGAGUACGUCAGGGGACACCAUAUCGCCGAAACUGUUCACUCCGCUUUUGAAAUAUAAAAGGGCAAAACUGACCGACAAGGGCAUAAACAUAAACGGAGAAUAGCUUAGCCACCUAAGGUUUGCAGAUGAUAUUGUGCUAAUAGCUGAUAGGAUAGAUGAGGCUAAAUAACUUUUAAAUCAGCUCUGCCUUUCCUCACUAGAUGGGGGAUUAAAAAAAAUUAUUAAAACCCAAACGCAGAUGAUGACAAAUCUUGCAGUCGUCGAAGAUAUGUGCAUAAGAACAAGAUUUAUAGACCAGUUAAUAGCUUUAGAAUACCUGCAUAAUGAGAUUCGCAUAGGAAAUGAUAACCAAACCGUUGAGCUUCUCCGUCGUUUAAGACAGACUUGGAUAGCCUUCGGCAAGUUGAAUCACAUUUUCAAGUCGUCCGACAUACCAAUAUAUCUUAAAAGUAAAACCUUCAAUCAGUGUAUUUAGCAGUGUUGACUUACGGAGCGGAAACGUUAACCAUCAUAAGGAGAACAAUGCAAAUGAUUCGUGUGACUCAAAGGGCGAUGGAGUGUGCUAUCUUGGGUGUUUCACUGCGAGACAGAUCGCCCUACGACGAUCAAGAGUGAUAGAUAGAUAGAUAAAUUUAUUUAACUACUUUACAAAAAAAUAGUAUUGUUUGUAGCAAGUCAAAAUUACAAGGUAUAUAAAAAUUACAAGGUGUAUAAAGUAGAAAUAUAAAACAUAAAUUAUAAAUAUCACAAACAAGAACAUAGAUUAACAAAAAAUAUUUUGUGUCACGGUAAGCAUUUCAGUGGAUGUUCUGCAAUGCGUCAUAUAUUCUUUCGAGCAAUAAAAGCAAUGCUUCAACAGAUAGUUUUUUAUGACUUUUUUGAAACUGUUAUAGCUUAACUGUUUAAUAUCUUUUGGUAAAAUAUUUUAAUGGUUAUAAUUAAGACAAUUUUGAUCUGAAAGACGCAAUCUACAGCGAUUUGUUCGCAAAUAGUGAGAGUUUCGCGUAUUGGGAACGUGAUCAUCAGACUGCUUUAUUAAAUGGGCCCGUUUUCUGUGAAUUUCAGUCAGAACUUGAUAUAUCAACAGAGUUGGUAGCGGCAUAAUUUUUAAUUUGAUGAAGAGAGGUCGACAAUGUUCCAGAUAACUAACCCCCUGCUAAAAUCCGAAUAGCUUUCUUUUGCAUCCUGAAAAUUUGAAGAGCAUUUGUUGAAUUGCCCCAUAAGAUUAAUCCAUAGCUUAGGUGUGAGUGAAAUAAAGAAAAAUAUGUCACUUUCAAUGUCUCAAAGUUGACAACCCUUGCUAGUUGACGAAUAAGAAACAAUGGACUAGACAGCUUCUUCUUUACUUGUGAAAUAUGAGCCGACCAGUUCAAUCGAUUGUCUAUGGUUAUUCCUAAUAGUUUAGCAGUCUCUUUGUCAUGUGGAUGGCCAUGUAAACUACUAAUACAGUAGAUAGAAUAGCAACAAUGAUAUAAAACUAAGCAGGUCACGUGGCUUGAAUGAAAAAUAACAAAUGGACAAAGCGAAUACUGGAAUUGAGACCAAGAGAUGAUGCCUAUCGAAGUAGAGGUCGUCCACCAACAUAUUGGACUGAUGAUCUGUUUCAUAGGAAUUUAAUGCAAGAGGCAUGAGGAAACAGAUGGAAAAUUAUAAAGGAGGUCUAUGUCCAGCAGUGGACAAGAGAAGAUUGAAUGAUGAUACAAGAGGGAAAACGAAUGAAUGAAGAUGAAUACUAGAUUAGCUUGGCUGUGAUAAGGUUGUUCUUUUAUACCUUAAUAGAUAAAAUUGCUAUAUUUUGAAAUUAGAAUAAAAUUACACAGUUAUAAUAAAAACAUAUUUUAAACGUUACAAUAUUUAACAAAUUUUAUAAUUGCGUCAACAAUGUGUAUCCCAGGCAACCAAACGACGUUUUUAUAACGUAGAUAACACGUCAUAAAAAUGACCAAUUGACGUGUUUCUAUGACGUAGUACCGACGUUGAAAAUCACGUGUAUUUGUCUCAUCGAUUUGAUACUUUCAAAAAGUGAACUCUUUCACAUGUUUCAAAAUAGGUAGUAUAAAAAUAGGUAACAUGAAACCUAUAGGUCUACGUCCCAUGUGUCGAUGAAGAUAUACUACCAUUUGUUUAAGAUCGCUUGUGCAUUAGAAGCAAUCUAACAUUGAUUCUGCAUGAUUGUAGCAGCCCUCGCAUUAUAGAAUUUUCACUAUUUAUAUAAGUAUACCUACUUACUAUGUCAAAACUGAAAAAACAUACAAACUAAUAAAUAAUUUAUUAACAAAUUACUCGAUAAAACUCGAUAACACAAACAUAAUUAGUUCAUUAACAGAAAAUAAACAUAACCUCAAACAGUUGUCAAGAAGAAUACUGCAUUAAACUAAACUCACUGCGCAAAAACGAAUACAAAUCUCCUAAUUAACACGUUUCUUCAACUAAAUAUUUAAAUGAAAAGUCUUAUUUUAUCACACAAGACACAAACCACGUAAACAAUAAAUGAGAAAUUUCUUAUGAAAACUAUUUAACGAAAAUGUUUGGAGUAAUACAAACAAGCUCCUCGCAAUUUUGUGACGUCAGAGUUAACUGUCUGAAAUGAAAACGUUUUUUAAACGUUAUUUUCACGUCAUUAACCUUACGUAUUUAAAAUCACCUACAAAAGACGUCUAUAUGACGUAAUUUUCAAACACGUGUAUAUAUUCAACCAAAACUGACGUUUCCUCGACGUUAUAUGACGUCAGUUGGUUGCCUGGUAUGUUGAUCCCAAUGUACUUUACAAUUGUUUUGACGUUGCAAUAUUUAGAACUAUAUCUGUUUCUACAUCAAAACCUAAAAGCCAAAUUUAUACAAUCCUCAAUAUGUUAUUUAUUGUUUUGACUUCUUUGUUCGUAUUAAAUUUGAUAUUAGACCAGGGCGGAUCUGUGAAAAAACGAUUAAAUUUGAAUGUGAGAGGUGGAAUUCUGAUCUAUUCAGAAAAAUUUAUAACUUCAUUAAUAAAGUAUUUAAUGGGUUGCAUGUGUGAGUCAAUACUAAGUAAGUAAUGAAAUAACAGACCUUCUCACAAUCAAUUAUUGACCGGUUUCGCUCUCUAGAGUUUACACAGCAUCUUCACGUCAACAGUAAAAAUAAAUUACAUGCUACAAAGUACAAACCCAGAAUUAUGAGUUUUGAAGAUUAAAAAAUAUUUUUAAAAAAAUUAAUUUGUUUAAAUAAAGAUUAUUUAUAGUAAUUAAGUAUGGAGAACGGUAAGGGUUUUAUACCGAUCGAAGACAAUUGUUUGGAGGAGGAGCGGAGCGACGACUCCAAUUAUUGUCUGAGAUCGGUUACCCUUAACCUUCGACAUGCUUAUAACGUUUUUUGCACGAUUGAUACCAUUAUAAAUUAUAAAAUUAAACAUUUUCGUCAUAUUGCCUAGUUUCAUUCAUUUUAUCAAGAUAGAUACUUUGGUUGUUAGGUAGUAACUAGGGUGCAUAACAACAAUGGAGAAUUGAGUUUUUAUUUAGUUGUCAAUAAUUUUAAGUACAAUUUUGAUUAUUAUAAAUUAAAAUAUGAGCGAAAGUGAAUUUGAAGAAAUUGAACGGGCUUGGGAAGAAGGGUGUUCCGCAAUUAUUCCCGAAAAAUCCAAAAUCCGUUAUCAAAAUACCUACCAAAGUUUUAAAAAAUGGUGCCAAGGCAAGAAUUUAAGAAUCGAAGAAAAGACUCUAUUGGCAUAUUUCGUUCAAAGACAUAUGCAGUUGAAAGCUCCUGGAAGCCUCUGGGCAGAAUAUUCAAUGAUUAAAUCCACCGUUUUUCUUUAUGAUGGCAUUGAUAUUUCCAAGUUUUCAACUUUGAUCGCGUAUUUGAAGAGAAAAAAUGUUGGAUACUACUAAUGUAUGCGAUUCUGCAGGAGUUUCUGUUAGAAGUGAAACCACAGCCCAAACAAGUGGGAUUUCAAUAAAUAAUUUAACAAAUUGUACCAUAAGUUUCAAUAUUAAUAAAUAAUUCGUUAGUUUUCUUUAUUCUUUCAAAAAAUAAAUUAAAAUUAAGAGAUUUUUUAACUCGACGGUAAGUGAAUUACUUACCGUCGAGUUGGAGUACUUACCGUCGAGUUGGAUUACUUACCGUCGAGUUGCUAGUAAAUGUCACCUACUGACGUAAAAUCUGUCACGGUAAACAGUCAAAAAUGAUCAAUCGUGCAAAAAAUAAUAUUAGUAAGUAUACCUACAGCUUUUAAAUGAAAAUACUUGUAUUUGUAAUAUAAAAAAGGUACAUGUUUGGAAAGUUUUUCUAAAAAAGUCUACAACAUAGGAAAAAAUAACAAAAAUAUGACAAGAAAAUUAUAAUACCUGUUUAUUUUUGAAUUAAUUUUAUACAAAAUUGCAUUCAUAUUUAUAAUAACCAGUUAAAUAUUAUUUUAACCAUUGAAACCUAUUUGCAAAAUUAUUACUCCUAAUUAAUAAAAUAAAAGUAAUGCGUAAGGAUAAAUUUUCAAUUUUUUCCAUUUCUUUUUUUUCAAAUUUUUCUCUAUCCGUUUCCAUACUUUUUCGAAUAAAAUGAACCCGGACUGGUACUGGGUUGAGAAUUGAUUGUACGUAUCCUCCAUUGUUUUCUUGAAAUUUUCUAUGGUUGAAUUCUUUAAAAUGGAUAUUGGAGCUGACGGGCUAGAAGUUGGUGGAAAUUGAGUUGGUGGUUGCAUUUCUAGUAGACCGAAUAUUUCGUUGAGAAAAUCCUGACGUUCCACUGUGAGAUCAAUCUAAAAAAAACUACAUUAGAAUAAUUUAUUUAAAAAAAAUAUUACUAUAAUAGAUAAUGUUUUCAAAAUAAUUUAAUAAAGUUCCUAGACAGAUUUUAAAUUAAAUAAUUAAUUAUAAAACAAAAAAAUAUAUUAAAAUAAUAUUAAUUAAUUUAAAAAAAAA
This is a messenger RNA of Diabrotica virgifera virgifera (western corn rootworm), 9430 nucleotides long. It is a transcript of the gene tim, whose product is annotated as protein timeless. The transcript has 15 exons. The coding region runs from base 144 to 3632 and encodes 1162 amino acids. The record is from RefSeq and is a predicted model, not a curated record. Gene Ontology annotation, molecular function: DNA binding. Gene Ontology annotation, cellular component: replication fork protection complex. Lineage: Eukaryota; Metazoa; Arthropoda; Insecta; Coleoptera; Chrysomelidae. Gene Ontology annotation, biological process: DNA replication checkpoint signaling; DNA repair; replication fork arrest.